AUGGCAGCACCCUCAGCGAAAAAACGGCUUGUCCACCACCUUGACACGCCCUUCUCUACCACAUCAUGGCCUGAAAUCUCACUUGAAGACCAAGAUUCAAUCUUGGAACUCCUCUGCCACCUCCUGAGCCCCAUAGGGCAGCACCGCCGAAUCCACACCAAGGUUUCCAAAGGGAAGCGGGCCGCCAAAAGGGAAAAGCAGAUCAAGUCGAAGUUAAACGAGGAGCCAAACUCAGCCAAGAUACCGACUCCGCCUGUCCCAGAACUCAGUGCAAGUGUGGAUGUUGGCUUCAAUUCAAUUACCAAAAAUCUCGGAUCGCUUACGCGACCCUCUGAUGAGGCAGAGAAAUCUCACAAGGGCUAUUCCAUGAUUUUCGUCGCCAGAGGAAGCCAGUCACAAGCCUUCAACCAGCAUUUCCCACAAAUGGUCGCAGCCGCGUCGCGAAAUCUUCCAGACAAUGAAAAGAUACGGCUUGUCGGGCUUUCCAAACCAUGUUCUGAGAGAAUAGGCAGCACACUCGGCAUACCGAGAGUCUCGUCGGUGGCUGUUUCUCGACAUGCGCCAGGAGCGGACGCUCUGUUUGCUGUUGUCCAGAAUAUUGUGCCCCCCGUCGACUCGCCUUGGCUAAAUGAGACGCCCAGCACCGUCUACAAGACCACUCGAAUUGGCUCUGUGGAAACGACUGUUGGGACUAAACGCGUGAAAGAAAGCAAUUAA
Molecule: messenger RNA, 717 nt
Organism: Trichoderma virens Gv29-8
Lineage: Eukaryota; Fungi; Ascomycota; Sordariomycetes; Hypocreales; Hypocreaceae
Exons: 3
Coding region: 1-717 (238 amino acids)
Biological process (GO): nuclear-transcribed mRNA catabolic process, RNase MRP-dependent; intronic box C/D snoRNA processing; rRNA processing
Cellular component (GO): cytosol; ribonuclease MRP complex; nucleolar ribonuclease P complex
Molecular function (GO): ribonuclease MRP activity
Source: RefSeq, a predicted model, not a curated record